GUGUUUAUAUCUAUAUUUGUGCUUAUAUCUAUAUUUUUGUUUACAUCUACAUUUAUGUCUACAUCUACCUACAUCUCUGUCUAUCUCUGCAUACACAUCCAAGAUAUCUGCAUCCAUUCUAUAUCUAUGGUUAUAUCAAUACUACAUCCUAGUAAAGUACAACAAACCAACAGACAAUCGCAGAUACACAUCAGCCAUCAGAUAUCAGACGAGAGGAUACUAUGCAUUCAAAGUAAAACACACAAUACAAACAAGAUCGAUCUUUCUUCAAUCCUUCUUCAAUCACCUUGUCGCCUUCCUUCCCCUUUCACUUCCCUUCAACUCCCCUUCCCUUCAACACCCAAAUAGCUACCAGAUAGUAUCCUUUUCACACUGUGAACUUCAUCUGCACACUCAUACUCGUGAUGGACAUUUCUCAGCAGAAAGAAUAAUCAGAUUCACCUUCUCAGUUGUGAGCUGAGCUUCUCCGCUUUUCUGUGGUAGCAAGUAGUCGCUUCCCCAACGUACUCUCCUCAAGCAACAGCCAACAGUAACCGCCUCCAUCCAACAAACCUCAAUAUUUUGCCACAAAACUGCCAACAAUAUGGAGGUUCAUAAAGAAAACUGGCAGCGGCUUUUGCUCCCAAUCUUAAAAGAUAUUGCAAAUGCUACUUUUGUUUCGUUCGAUUUGGAAAUGAGUGGUAUUACUACUCGCCCAAAGCAUACUUCACAAGAAAGAACUCAUGAUAUUGGAAAACCCAGUCUUCAACAACAAUACGAAGAAGUAAAAGAGGCUGCCGAAACGUUCCAGGUUCUUCAACUAGGUAUCACUUGUGUUGAGGAAGACCGUGAAAAGGAAUAUUAUCUUGCUAAACCUUACAAUAUCAAUCUCAGUCCACUAUUGCUCUACGAUAGAGUCUUUGAUCUCGAUCGCAAGUUCUCCUUCUCCAGCUCUGCCACCAAUUUCCUUCAAUCAAAUGGCUUCGACAUUGGUGCAGUUUUCACCAUGGGCGUUCCGUAUUUAUCGGAGCAGGAAGAAGUCGAGGCGCGUGAACGUUAUGAUCAGAGAAUCGAGAGAAAUGCUGCGAUUCCUAGUAUCGUUUUUGACCCCAGUGAUGUUGGGACAUUGGAGUUUUAUCGGAGGGCGAGGUCGAGUAUUACUGAAUGGAUUGAGGCAAAGGAACCUAAAAUGACCUUUGUCAAUGUCGAUAAUCCUAAGGGCCCUUUGAAUGGUUUCCAACGAAGAUUAGUCCAUCAACUUGUCCGCAGCGAAUUUCCACAGUGCAGAUGUUUUGCCCGUUCGGAUGGAUCUUUCAUGCAAGUUGAAAUGAUUGAUCAUGACAGAGAAGCAAGGUUUAAAAUCGAGCAAUUGAAGAAAUUCAACCAGCGAAUCGCCACUCAAUCUGGAGCAAGAUUCAUCUUCGAAGCACUUUGUGGCGGCGACUUGAUAGGUAUCGAUCCAAUGUGGUCAUAUAAGCAUGAUGAGAACGCCCAACCUGACAGUGUCGAUUCUUCACAUGCUACUCUUGAGGCAGAGCUUACAAAAGUUAUUAAGAAACUCAAAGAAAAACAACAUGUCAUUGUCGGUCAUAACCUUUUUACUGAUCUUUGUUUUCUCUAUAAGACAUUCAUUGGUGAUCUUCCGGCUGGAGUGGGAGAUUUCCAAUCUCAGAUUCAUUCCCUAUUUCCUUUCGUUAUCGACACCAAGUAUCUUGCUACGUAUAAUAGCGAUGCUAUGAAACCUCGCGUUAACCUUAAAGAGCUUUUGAUUCCGUUUCAAAGAAUCCAUAUGCCACUCAUACUUCUUCACGAAAAACACAAUAACUAUAUCGCAACAAAUGGAAAUGCUCACGAAGCAGGUUUUGAUAGUUGGAUGACAGCCGAACUCCUUGUCAAACUUUCUGCUCAGCUCUAUGCCGAACAAUCAGACUCUCAGCCCCCAUCUCAAGAUAAUUACAAAUAUGAUUAUAGCGAUGACUGUAUUCCUUCUUCUUCGGAUUCUGACUCUGAAGACGAAGGAUCCGGAGGCGCUUCUCUCUUCUCUCCUACCUCCAAUUCUGCUUUCCCAACAUCAAAUGGAAAUGCAGAUAGACAUCGUCCAGGCAAUUGGCACGCAAUGCAACUAAACAAUCCAUUUGCGGCGCUGGAACUCGAACAGACGGGUAAAAAUGGUGGAAAAAAUAAAAAAGACAAAAAGAAAGUACAAUUUGGUGACGCAGGAAAGGCGGAGGGGGGAGUUGAACAGUGGAUUCCGAAUGCCGAACAUGGAUUCUGGGAGAAUUAUAAGAAUAAAUUGAGGGUUAACGCUGUCGAGGGAGAAGUCUGUGAUUUGAGUGGCGGUGGGAGAAUUGGUAAUGGGGUCAAUGGGCAAAGAGGAGAGAGGAUCAGAAAGCAAGGGAAAGGGAGGGGUGGUUGAGCUUGAGCUAGCUCAAUUUGAGGGGCUCGUGGGGAGUGUCUGCACUGAGGGGAUAAGCUUGUAGGGGGAUGGGGAGAUCUCUCGACAUUAUCUCGAUAUUAAGUCACGAGAAAACGCGCUGACAAAUCAACGAAUGCAUGAUUGAAUGAAACGAGAAAGCAAGCAAGCAAGCGAUAUAUCCUGGGUAUAUGCAGAAUUGGCGUGGAUCUUACAUACUUUACUCUAGAGUCUAGAUACGCAUGCAUGAAUCAAUGAAUCAAUGAACCAAA
This is a messenger RNA of Botrytis cinerea B05.10, 2664 nucleotides long. RefSeq lists its product as hypothetical. The record is from RefSeq and is a predicted model, not a curated record. The coding region runs from base 584 to 2395 and encodes 603 amino acids. Gene Ontology annotation, cellular component: cytoplasm. Lineage: Eukaryota; Fungi; Ascomycota; Leotiomycetes; Helotiales; Sclerotiniaceae. The transcript has 6 exons. Gene Ontology annotation, biological process: nuclear-transcribed mRNA poly(A) tail shortening. Gene Ontology annotation, molecular function: poly(A)-specific ribonuclease activity; RNA binding.